AUGCAGGGUUGGCAGAUUGCCGCGCUCGUCAUCAUCGUCGUCGCCUUCGUGGCGCUGGCGGUGCCACUGGUCCUUUUCAUUUACCGGCUUGGCACCUGCCGACGCCUCCGCCUCUCGGGCAGAACGAAGACGAUCCCCUCACGCUACGUAGAGAGCAUCGUUCGCACCCAAGACGACAUCUCUGACGCUGGGGAUGCCUUUAGCCGACUGCACCGUGGUGACCCGCGCAUUCACCCCAGCACUCACCUGCUUUACUUUUUGGACUUUCAAGGGAAGCUGCAUUGGAUCGACUUCAGGAAGAAACCCGCAUCAGAGAUCGACACCGAGCCAGCAAUGCAGCAGUAUAUCUUCGAAACCUUUCAGCCGACAGUCGAAGAAAGCAACAGAAUGGUGUAUUUACCCCCUGAGACGUUAGCGCUGUCGUAUGUGAACGAGUAUCAGAGAGUAGUAGUAAUGGACCUGAACCGUCUGCUCGCCCGCGACGCCACGUUCGGUGCACGAAUGCUGCAUACUGCAGAGCGCCCGCUGCUGUUAUCGCGCCUUGUGGCAGACGACGCCAAUGGGGCCGUAUUCACGGCACUGAGUCGCUAUGGUUAUACUGUUGGGGAUGCUGCCGUAGUACCUGUCACUCAGUCAAGCAUGCAGUACCCGGCACUGGUCGCGCCGUCAUCACCGAAGCAGCACCAGCAGUGCAUUGAAGUAGACAUUAGUGAAUCUCGUGCGAAUCCCAUGUCCAUGGGUCCAGCCGUUUCAGCCCCUAUGUCCAGCACGCCCGUCCCUCCCCCGCAGCCCUCACUAUCGAACCUGAAGUCUGCGUAUGUGUUCGAUUCUUCCGGCAUGGCCCCUGCUCCAGUCAUUCACCCGUGUGACACUCACCACAUCACCGUCAGCACCCUCGUUUCGAUCACGGCGGCCUCAUACACGGUGCUAGAUGCCAACGGAACUCGCACGGAGCUCGACGCGACCAACACCGCGCUGAUCGAAAAGGCGCGGCUCCGGUGGGAUCGACGACAGAGGCUUGUAGUGCCACUUGUGUCGGGGGUGUUGGCGGGGCACCAGUGCGUCAUCGAUCCCGUUACGGAGGCAGUGGCGCUUUUCAGGUCACCUGCAGCGCUCGCCACGCAGGUCAACGGCGUUCAUCCCGUCGUGUGUCAGCGCGCCGAUGCCCUAUACUACACCGUCGAGCGCGUGAACUCAACGCAGUGGCUGCCAUUUGACAAGCCUUUCUGCCUCCCGGCUGGGCGGUGGUGCGUGCAGGCCCGCUCCAUGCUGUACAGCGACGACAGCAGCAAAACGAUUGCGAAAGUCUUCACGGUGACGGUACUGUGA
Leishmania braziliensis MHOM/BR/75/M2904 is the source of this 1329-nucleotide messenger RNA. RefSeq lists its product as hypothetical. The record is from RefSeq and is a predicted model, not a curated record. The transcript has a single exon. The coding region runs from base 1 to 1329 and encodes 442 amino acids. Lineage: Eukaryota; Euglenozoa; Kinetoplastea; Trypanosomatida; Trypanosomatidae.